Messenger RNA from Chinchilla lanigera (long-tailed chinchilla), 2965 nucleotides. RefSeq names its product solute carrier family 4 (anion exchanger), member 1, adaptor protein (gene Slc4a1ap). The record is from RefSeq and is a predicted model, not a curated record. The transcript is spliced from 14 exons. Lineage: Eukaryota; Metazoa; Chordata; Mammalia; Rodentia; Chinchillidae. Bases 28 to 2451 code for a protein of 807 amino acids. Gene Ontology annotation, molecular function: mRNA binding; protein binding.
CUGUUGCAACCUUUAAAGCUAUCCCCCAUGCCUCACAGCAGUACUGUAGCCUUUUCCUGUUAUUUUGGCCUUUUUGUGUUACGCACCACUCUGAGUUGUGAAGGGUCAACUCUUACCAUUCCCGUCCAGAGAAGCCACCGGGAGUUUGGAAGAGGGAGACGAGGACAGGAACACACAGAGAGAAGGGUGAGGUUUCCUAGGGACACAUUUCGAGGUUGCGCCUGCUCGAGAAUGGCUGAUACUCAGUCUCAGCCAGAGCCGCCGGCAUCGGUAGAGCUCAGUGGCGACUUCAAGAAGCCAGCCCUGCCAGGGUCCUCGGCAGUGCGGGGUAAGGCUUCGGCUGUCAGUCCUGCAAACCUCGGGGAGGUGAGGGAGGAAAGUCCCACGGCGCUGCCGGGUUCCGACUCUGGGGAACCCGAAGUUCCGCUGGUUCGGCCCGACGGCGGGGAGACUAGGAGUCUCCCAGAACAGCAGCUGCGCCCCGCGACUGUGGUUUCUAACCCAGAGGGCCCGGCCCGGACACCACCGUACCAAGAGCCUCCUUGGGGCGGCCCAGCCACCGCCUCCUACACCCUAGAGACUCUGAAGGGCGGCACUAUCCUUGGCACCCGUAGCUUGAAAGGAGCGAGUUACUGCCUUUUCGGGAGGCUGUCUAGCUGCGACGUAUGCCUGGAGCAUCCUUCGGUGUCGCGGUAUCACGCCGUGCUGCAGCACAGGGCGCCCCGCGGGGACGAAGAACGCGAAGGCCAGGGGCAGGGUUUCUACCUGUACGACCUGGGAAGUACCCAUGGCACGUUUCUCAACAAAACUCGCAUCCCACCCCGCACCUACUGUCGAGUCCACGUCGAACACGUUUUUCGCUUUGGAGGCAGCAGUCGACUCUUUAUCUUGCAGGGACCAGAAGACGACCGAGAGGCAGAAUCUGAGUUAACAGUCACACAGUUGAAGGAACUGCGCAAACAGCAGCAAAUGUUGUUGGAGAAGAAGAUGCUGGGGGAAGACUCAGAUGAAGAGGAAAUGGACGCCACGGAAAGGGAGGGGAAUACUAGUGGCCAAGAUGAUGACAUGGGCUGCAGCUGGGGAAUGGGUGAAGAUGCUGUAGAGGAUGAGGCUGAAGAGAAUCCCAUUGUGUUAGACUUUCAGCAGGAAAGGGAAGCCUUUUAUAUAAAGGAUCCAAAAAAGGCUCUCCAAGGUUUCUUUGACCGAGAAGGAGAAGAAUUAGAAUACGAAUUUGAUGAACAGGGACAUAGCACUUGGCUCUGCAGGGUGCGAUUACCGGUGGAUGAUUCAACUGGGAAACAACUGGUGGCAGAGGCCAUUCACUCAGGAAAGAAGAAGGAAGCAAUGAUCCAGUGUUCCCUGGAAGCUUGUCGGAUUCUUGACAGUUUGGGAUUGCUACGGCAGGAAGCAGUAUCUCGGAAAAGGAAAGCCAAGAACUGGGAAGAUGAAGAUUUUUAUGAUAGUGAUGAUGAUACAUUCCUUGAUCGCACUGGCCUGAUUGAGAAGAAGCGUCUGAACCGAAUGAAGAAGGCUGGGAAGAUUGAUGAGAAGCCAGAGACCUUUGAAUCACUGGUUGCAAAGUUAAAUGAUGCUGAAAAGGAACUUUCUGAAAUUUCUGAGAGGCUCAAGGCUUCAAGCAAAGCUCUCUCAGAGUCAGCCUCUCAGGAUUCAUUAGAUGUGUUCAUGUCAGAAAUUAAAUCGGGGAAUGCUUUAGAUGGUGUAUCCCGGAAGAAACUUCACCUGAGAACUUUCGAACUAAGGAAAGAACUACAGAGACUUAAGGGGUUAAUAAAAAUCGUAAAGCCAGCAGAGAUUCCUGAACUAAAAAAGACUGAAAGUCAGACUGCAGAUUCAGGAAACAAAGCUAAGAAGCUUACAUUACCUCUUUUUGGUGCCAUGAAAGGUGGAAGCAAAUUCAAAUUAAAAACUGGAACAGUAGGGAAGUUGCCUCCCAAGCGGCCAGAGCUCCCUCCAGCUCUAAUGAGAAUAAAGGAUGAGCCUGAAGUAGAAGAGGAGGAAGAAGAGGAAGAGGAAGAAGAAAAAGAAGCAGAAGAACAUGAAGAGAAAAUGGAGGAUGGAAGCAGUGGGCUGCUGCCAGGGACAGAGACAGAAGCAGCAGUGCAGGAAACAAGUGCACCCGCAGAACUCCCGCGGUCUGCGGAAACAGAAGGCCACAAAAACAUGCCUCAACUCAGCCAAGUAGAACAGAGUAAAGGUUAUCAAGAGACUAGUAUGACAGCUUCCUCACGAGAGAAACCCUCAGCAUCAGAGAAUGACUGUGAGAACAGCACCAAUGAAUUGAAGAAAAAGAAAGCUCCUGGUCCAGGCAAAUUUCUACCUACACUUUCUUCGAAAUACCCUGAGGAUGAUCCAGACUACUGUGUGUGGGUUCCACCUGAAGGUCAAAGUGGAGAUGGCAGGACCCAUCUUAAUGACAAGUAUGGCUAUUGAUUUCUUUAGACUCACAAGACAACCUGCGGACCAUGUACAUAAGAUAUUUUGGAUGCUAUGUCAAGUUGAGGCCAGAGAUGUUCAGAUGAUUGUUUGUAAAGUCGGGUGACUGGCCUUUUUUUCAUGCUCUUGGCUGCUUAAAUUUAUUCUCCUGAGGUUCUGGUAUUUAUGUUUGAAAGUGAUUGUGUGUAUAUGUAAAAAGGAAGCCACAUACUUUGAAAAUUAGAAGAGUGAGAUAUGUGACCCUCUUAUAAAAUGAGAAUACAAAAAAAUGUGUGUAUUGUCGAUUUAAGAUCAAGCCUCUGAUUAAGACUUAGGGACCGUGGGCUUGGGGUGGAAGUCUUGCCUAGCAUGUGUGAGAUACCCUGGGUUUGAUCACUGCAUCGAGAUAAAACACAAAGCAAAACCAAAACGGACCUGAGCACCGGGAUGCCUCUGGCAGUCAGGCUGUAGAAUUCACUGAUAUUGUAUGCUCAAAUAGCUGUUGAAAUAUAAAGAUCUGCCUUGGGUUUGA